Messenger RNA from Colias croceus (clouded yellow), 877 nucleotides. RefSeq lists its product as uncharacterized. Bases 54 to 731 code for a protein of 225 amino acids. The record is from RefSeq and is a predicted model, not a curated record. The transcript has a single exon. NCBI's taxonomy places the organism in Eukaryota, Metazoa, Arthropoda, Insecta, Lepidoptera, Pieridae.
UUCUCAAAUGCAUCAGUGUGAGCACAGAAAGCAACACAGACCAACCUUACAAAAUGAUGAAGCUGGUGGUGUUGUCUUGCGUGUUGGCGGCGGCCUCUGCCACAAACCUGUUGGCUGGCUAUGUGGCGCCAUGGGCUUAUGCCACUCCCUUAAUUCAACCAUACAACUACCGGGGACCACUGUCUCUUGCUCCGGGACAGCCCGCUAACAUUUUGGGCGCUGAUGGGCGGCCUUUGGAUACUCUUGACGUCAACUUGGACCGGUCAGCUCAUCUCACUGCCAAAGCUCUAGAAAACGGAUUCCACGUUUUGAAGAAACGGUCUGUCUACGCGGCUCCUCUGCCCGCCGCCUAUGCCGCCCCCCUUGCCUACUCCGCACAUUUUGCUUACUCGGCGCCUGUCGCCUUCGCUGCGCCUCUCAUCCAGCCUUCCAACUACCGUGGACCUCUGUCACUCGCUCCCGGCCAGCCCGCUAACAUCUUGGCCGCUGACGGCAGGCCUCUCGACACCUUGGACGUAAACUUGGACCGCGCUGCCCAUUACACUGCUAAGGCUCUGAACGGUGCUCAUAUCCUCAAGAAACGGUCGGCCUUCCUCGCCCCUGUAGCUCCCGUCGUCAGCCACUACACCGUCGCCCGGACUCCACUGAUCGCCUCUACAUACUCCUACAGCACACCUAUUGCCCGGAUAAACCACCUUUCAUACGCUUCCCCUGUUGUCCGGUAUUAUUAAGUAAUAACUAAAAGCGCUUUAACGACUUACAGCCCAACCUACACAGAGCAGGCCGUGUACUAUAAAUCAACGACCCAUUAUUAAUGAAUAAGAACUGAUGUAAAUAAAAUUGAAAAAUAUAUAUAUAUUUGAAAAAAAUAACAGAA